This is a messenger RNA of Paramecium octaurelia, 809 nucleotides long. The record is from the annotation of a GenBank genome assembly. Lineage: Eukaryota; Ciliophora; Oligohymenophorea; Peniculida; Parameciidae.
AUGAAUUAAACAGGAGAUUUGCAGAUUUUAAAUCAUCAGUUAAACAUCUAAAAUAACAAACUAUCUCUUUAAGUAGAAGUCUUAUCAUAAUAAAUCUAAUUACUUAUAAAAUAAAAUCAAUAAUUUUAAGCUAAGGUAGCCGAUUACUAAAACUUAAAAGCUGAAAAUAUCACCUUAAAAAAGGAUAUUAUGAAUUUAUAAGAAAAAAUUUAAGAAAAAGAAUCUGAGUAAUUACUAGUUCAAGAAAGUUUAUUCAAUCAACAUAUCGAAGAAAUGUAAAAAAGACAUAAAAAACAAAUAUAAGACUUAAAAACUAUAUAUGAGGAUAAAAUUAUAUCCUUAUAGAGAGAGUGGUCAUCCAUGUAAGAUUAGACUGUAUAAAUGGGAGUAUCAAAUUAAGCAUCAAAAACGCUGGAAUAGUAGGCUGCUAAAAUAAUAUAAAUAAGCCAGAGAUUAGAGUAAUUAUGUGUAAUUAAUUUAGAAAAACUUUGUCCGAUCUUCCAACUCAAAGUCCUAGUCAUGGACAUAUUGGAAUAUCUAAAGAAAUGUAUGAUUCGAUGCUGGAAUAAUUAAAAAGCAAAUCCACAAAAAAUAUUAUCCUAGAAAAAAUACCAGAUUAACAGAAUUUGUAAAUUUCCCAAUUAUAAUUUAGUUCUUUACGAUACAAAAAGACAUCCAUCACCAAUAUCAAAAAGGAGCCUAAAUUUGGUAUCAAAAGAAAUAUUCAUUACAGUAAACCUUAUGAGUCUCCACAAACUUAAAAUUCUCAAAUUGCUCUAACCAUAAGUACAUUAACCAAGAGAUCUUGA